AUGGGCCCCCAUUCCCCUUCGUCGAAUCAAUUUAUGGAUACACGUUCGGAGCCUGGGCUUUCUGAUGUACCGAGCACCCCGAUAGCCACGGACAGCCCCGGUCUUCCCCCUGUCUCCCCCACUUUCCGGAGGACCCCACGUGAAGCUUCCCAAACUGUUGCGCAGCCCCUGGCCCCAAGUUUCCCCUCCAUAUCGGAGUCUAGUUUCGGCCAUGGAAAGCUAGCUCCCCUUGCUCCCAAGAACCCUGUGCAAGAAGCUCUAGAUGCCGGUAGUGACGAUCGAAUGGACUUAGAUUUUGAGGAGCCCGUCGCCAGAAUUUACAAACCAAACUGUGUCAAGCCAAGCGGAGGACCAAGUAGUAAUUCUACUGCCAAUCCCGGAGCAAAGGAGCCUGAAGCCACUCUUGGUAAUAACAGAUCAAUGGAGAGAAAACGGAGGAUAAGUGAGAUCGAUAAGUUGAUUGAAACGCUAACCUCGGAAAAGGAUAAGCUGGUAUACGAGGAACGGGUCGAAUUCGGUAGAAAGAGUUUCCCCAGCCAAUCCCAGAGGGCGCCCCAGGACUCCCAGACCGCUGUUACAGGACCUAAUGGGCCCAGCUCUAAAAGGAUUGCCUUGGGAAGGAUUGAAGGAAGCGACCCGGACCAUGACAUGCAUGUGGGCGGUGAACCAGGCGUUGUUACAGCCGAUUCUGAGAGAUCAAACACCAGCCAUGCCCUUCGAGGCUAUAUCCAGCAGGCAACUACUCAGGACCCAUGGCCAGGGAGGUGGCUCGAUCCCAGCACAGGCCCCCACAGCCCGGGUGCAGCGGAUAAGGACCGCGCCAGCGCACUCUCUCCCCAGGGGACCAUGACGGUUUCUUCGCCGACAGGGACCACUGCGGCCACGGAAGUAUCACAACAACCACACCCAGCCGAAGGUCGGCUGGGGCUUUCGCCGCCCUUGGCCAUGGGAUUGCGAGCUCAGCGUGGGGCGAUAUCUAAUAAGCAAACAGGCUCCAAGUACGCCGGCAAUACCGCUCAGUUGAGGCUUGGCCCUGGACCCGGUUCAGGAUUGCAAAAAGGCCCUGCAACCUGUCUGGUCUGUGCAAAGACAUUUCACAGGCCAAGCGAGUUAAAGAAACACAUGAAGCGUCACUCACGCCCGUUUGCCUGUACCUUCCGGGGAUGUGGAAAAUCAUUCGGUUCGAAGAACGACUGGAAACGUCACGAGAACAGCCAGCACUUUCAAUUGGAACUGUGGAAAUGCGGGGUCAUCGCUCCCAAGUCCACCAGUCUUUGUGGUAAACUUUCGUUUCGGAGAGAGUCCCAUAUCACGCACUUGAAGAAUGCACACAACAUUGUUGAUAAACAAGAGAUUCAAAAAUGGACCAACGAAGCGCACAUUGGCCGUAACAACUUCAAGACAUUCUGGUGCGGCUUCUGCUCUAAGGAGAGGAGGGAUGGGUUAUCAAUAAAGGGCUGCGUUGUGCAAUUAAAAAAGAAGGGGCUUGAUGGCUGGGACGAACGGUUCGACCAUCUAGGGAAGCACUUCGAGGAGGGGAACCAUAUCAAGGAUUACACGUUUCAUGAAGACGAUGUGUUUGGGGAUUUGCAGUCUACAGAGGAGGACGACGACGACGACGACGUAGACGAUACCAGGGAAGAGGACGAUGAUACGGGCGAGGAACGGCCCAUAAUCGAAUCCACGGCGCCGCCCGAAGAGGAGAAGGCAGAGAAGUUACAACCUUCCCAAUACACCACACAAAAGGAGGAGGAGAAGGGCAACAAGAGGGAGAAGAGAUGGUAUUGUUGCAAGCAUAAUGUGGGGCGAUGUUCCGAUCCUGGCCCGUAUACCGUGGGCCUAACGGAUUCGUGUAUGGAGUGCUGCCACGAACGAUGUUCGGCAUGCUCGAUUGAAGAGAGAGGAUAAAGUAGCCUUGUGGUUUUCACUAUUACUCGGUUUAUUCCAAUGGGUUUAAUGUUUUUUAUUCGUAUAUCCCUUUCCCGCGAUUGCCAUCAUUACCAUUUUUUAUUGCUUUUUUCACCCUUUUGUUUUUUCCUCCUUUGACCUUUUCGCUUUACUCGAGGAGGAUGGUUCGAAGUAAAGCUUGUUGUAUAGUUAGAUUUUCUUUCCUUUUUCUUUUUCUUUUCUUUCUUCCCCUUUUCUGUAGCAGCGAAAGGUUAGAGGUCAUUCGAUCGGAGUUUUUCAUUCCCGAGAAGGUGAAGCGAAGCAAGGAGAGGGGGAGGAAACAGGAGGGGUAAAGGGGACAAGUGGAAGCGUGAAAAGCAGGGGCGCGGAGGAUAGUAGGAUAAGAGAGGCGGAGGAGAGGGAGGGCUGAGAUAAUCACAUGGCAUCACUCGGA
Tuber melanosporum (Perigord truffle) is the source of this 2341-nucleotide messenger RNA. RefSeq lists its product as uncharacterized. NCBI's taxonomy places the organism in Eukaryota, Fungi, Ascomycota, Pezizomycetes, Pezizales, Tuberaceae. The record is from RefSeq and is a predicted model, not a curated record. Bases 1 to 1908 code for a protein of 635 amino acids. The transcript is spliced from 3 exons.